Molecule: messenger RNA, 1757 nt
Organism: Triplophysa rosa
Lineage: Eukaryota; Metazoa; Chordata; Actinopteri; Cypriniformes; Nemacheilidae
Gene: sh2d4bb
Product: SH2 domain containing 4Bb
Exons: 8
Coding region: 231-1595 (454 amino acids)
Cellular component (GO): cytoplasm
Source: RefSeq, a predicted model, not a curated record
AACAGCGAGAUAUAUAAAAAAGAGGAAGAACAUGUUUACAGCCGUUAUGCCAAACUCAAAAGAGCUUUAGAACCCGGGCCCUCCUCGGCCAUUGAAGACGAUUUAACAGAAGAUACAGAUAUAGUGGCUUACAGGCCGCAGCCUCUGGAGACUAACUCAGAUCAAAAGACUUAAGAGAAAGAAAUACCUGGAAAUCUGCCUUCACACCUGUCCAUCACAGCUCCGCCAGGAUGAUGCGACAAAUUCUGCAGGAUAUGUAUAUAGAGCCCGACCUGCUGGCUGAGCUCAAUGAGGAACAGAAACAUAUUCUCUUCUAUAAGAUUCGGGAGGAGCAGGUGAGACGCUGGAACGAAAGGGAAAGCAGGGACCCCAGACCUGCUGUGCGCAAGAGGAGUGACCGUAGAGGCAUUCAGUGGCGUUUGGGUUCAGAUGGAGAGGUGUGGGUGUGGGUGAUGGGGCAGGCCCCGGGAGACAAGCCCUUUGAGGACAUUGUGGAAGAGCUGAUGGAGGAGCGAGCCAGGAAGCAGGCGCAGCAAGAGGCGCAAGAACUCCGGCGUGUGAAGGAGGCAGAGAUUGAAAAGAAGUUCCGAGACGCCAUGGCGAAGGAAAAGGCUCGUUUCGUGGCAGAGAAAUGGAGGGAGGAGAUGGAUGACAGAAAGGCAGCCAAGCAGCAAGAAGAAGAAGACCGCAUUAGAGAGAAGCUCAAGAAAUGUGAGGAGGAAGAGAGAAAGAGAGGCGAAGAGGAAAUCCGCCAAACGGAGGAACGGCGGGCAAAGGAACUCUACAUCUCUCUGAAGCAUGAGGAAAAGAGGAACGAGAGAGAUGACAAAGAAUGGCAGGAACAAUUGCGACGCUCCAAGGCGGCGGAUAAAGAGAUGAAAUGUAAAGCCAGACGGGCUAGAGAUGAAUACAAGAGGCAGUCUUUGAGGACCAUCGAGAAGGGGAUGGUGGCUGGGCUUAGUGGCCUAUUCCACAAGACGCAGCUGAAUGGAUCGGGUCAUGGUCGACCCCACGGUGUGGUCAGUGAUCAUCCGGCACCCCCGACUGAGCAUUCAUCAGCCACUGGUGCUGGCCCAGUUUCUUCGGCCCAUUACCGGCGCCGACAAAACCGCCGGCCCAGUUGCAGCCCAGUGACAUCAUCACUCACAGAAUGCCCAGUUUGGAUUCGUCCUUCAAGGCCAAACUCCCGUGAAUCUAUUAUCCGCUGGUUUAGAGAGGAGCAGAGGCCCAGACGAGCGGGUUAUGAGAGAAGCAGCAACAACAUCGCCCCCUGGUUUCAUGGAAUAAUAUCACGGCAGGAGUCAGAAGCUUUGCUGAUGAAUGCCGCAGAGGGCUGUUUUCUGGUCAGAGUGAGCGAGAGAAUCUGGGGGUACACGCUGUCCUACCGCACCGCCACCGGGUUCAAGCAUUUCCUCAUCGACGCCUCUGGGGAUUAUUACAGCUUUCUGGGAGUCGACCAGAACCGGCACGCCACCUUAGCCGACCUGAUCGAUUUCCAUAAGGAGGAGGUGAUUACUACUUCUGGAGGAGAACUACUUCAGGACUCCUGCAGGCUGAGAAGCUCCACAGCUGACCAAGGAGGGCUUUUCCACUGAUUUCUUUUCUUUUAGCUGAGCAUGCACAUUUAGAAAGUUGAAUCUCAGUAGGCAUCAAACCUGAAAUGAAGCAUUGACAGCAUUUCACGAACACAACGGCUUGUUCUUUCAAAUCUAGAUGAACAUAUUUUACUUGCUUGAAUUUGCUCAGUAUGAGCAAAA